AUCGCAGUUCUCCACACAUCUACUAGAAGAAUACAGAAUUGUUUUGAACCGUGACAGAAUGGUCGACAGUAUGAGCAAAGUCAUGCUGCACACGGUCAUCUCAUGCUGGCAGCCUUUCCUGGGAUUGGCCCUCGUGGCUGUUUUUGUGGGUUCUACCUUGGGAUGUCCCUCACGAUGCGAGUGUUCAGCGCAGAGCAAGGCAGUUGUCUGUCACCGCAAGCGCAUACCCAGUAUCCCAGAUGGCAUCCCAACCGAAACCAGGAUCCUGGACCUGAGUAAGAACAAGCUGACAAUGAUCAACCCUGAUGACUUUUUUGCCUUCCCUGGGCUUGAGGAACUUGACCUCAGUGGAAAUAUUAUCAGUUAUGUUGAGCCUGGAGCCUUCAAUGGCCUGUUUAACAUGCACUCGCUCAGUCUCAAGAGCAAUCGUGUCAAGCUCAUUCCUCUGGGUGUCUUCACAGGCUUAACCAAUCUUACCCGACUGGAUAUAAGUGACAACAAAAUUGUCAUUCUCCUGGAUUAUAUGUUCCAAGACUUGCACAAUCUUAGGUUUUUGGAAGUGGGUGACAACGAUCUGGUUUACAUCUCUCACCGUGCAUUCAGUGGACUUUUAAGCCUGGAGACACUAACCUUAGAAAGGUGCAACCUUACAGUUGUACCCACUGAGGCUCUUUCUCACCUUCACAACCUGGUCAGCCUGCAUCUACGAUACCUCAGCAUUAGCACUUUACAUCCAUACUCAUUCAAAAAGCUAUUCAGAUUGCGGCACUUAGAAAUUGAUAACUGGCCUUCACUAGACCAUGUUCCAGCUAAUGCCCUGCAUGGUCUCAACCUGACAACACUGUUUAUAACCAGCACCAACCUGUCAACCUUCCCUUACCUAGCCCUGAAGCAUCUUCCCUACCUGACACAUCUCAAUCUAUCCUACAACCGCAUAAGGCACAUUGAAGGGGGCAUGCUAAUGGAACUGGUUCGGCUGCAGGAGCUGCAUAUAGUUGGAGCUCAGCUGACCACCAUUGAACAGUAUGCCUUCCAAGGCCUGCGGGGUCUCAGAGUUCUCAAUAUUUCUCACAAUCGACUGGACACAUUGGAAAAGGGUGUUUUUCAGUCUCCUGAGGUUCUGGAGGUUCUUCUCAUUGACAACAAUCCCUUAGUGUGUGAUUGUCGCCUCAUGUGGAUCCUACAGAAAAGGCACUCCAUCUUCUUUGGGGAUUCACAGCCAGAAUGCAGCACACCUGAGGGUAUUCGUGGUCGGCCUUUUAAGGAGUUUAAGGAGACUCUUCUGUCUUAUUAUGUUACAUGUACCAAACCGAAAAUUCGUGAGAAUAAAACACAAACAGUUACUGUAGAUGAGGGUCAGCAGGCUAUGUUGCGUUGCAGUGCUGAUGGGACACCAAGGCCAACUGUGUCUUGGUUGUCCCCACGUCGUCGAGUGCUGACAAGCAGGAGCCAUGGUAGAGUAACGGUCCAUAACAAUGGUACACUGGAAAUCAAGUCAGCAGAGGUUCAAGACAGCGGAGUGUACCUUUGCCUUGCCUCCAACACUGCUGGAAAUGACACCCUGAUGACAUCAUUGGCAGUGAAAAGUCUAGGAUCACUGUAUGCUAACAGGACCCAGUACUACACAGAUCCCAACAAUGCCACUGCCAAUGGGACGACUAGUGUGACCCUUGGUUUGGACCUUAAGACUAUUUUAGUGUCAACAGCUAUGGGUUGUUUCACAUUCCUGGGAGUUGUCUUGUUUUGCUUCCUGCUUCUUUUUGUCUGGAGCAGAGGAAAAGGAAAACAUAAAAACAAUAUAGAUGUUGAGUAUGUGCCUCGAUCAAAGUCUAAUGGCACUAAUGUUGACUCAGCAGAGGGACAAGCUGGUCCUCGUCGUUUUAACAUGAAAAUGAUGUGACUUCUUUUAUAGAUCUGAGAGUCUGGAUUGUGGAAAAGCCCAAAGUACAGUGUAUUUUUUUGAAAAGAGAAUGACUGACCUUCUCACUGCUACGGGGAGAGUGGUAGUGAAAAAACACUGGGGCAUCAUAAAAUGAUGAGCAUUACCUUAAAUCUGUGGAUCUUGAUAUAGUUCUUGAAUACUGUGUCUCAAAUACAAAAAGUUUUAAAAGGAUUUACACUGUUGCUACCAGGGAAACUUCUCGGAUGAGUUGCUCUCAUGAGGACCUGGAUGAAAUAAGUGUCAGUUAUCAGCUUUUUGAAAUUUAUAUGCCCCAAAACCCUUCAGUUUUGGGUUGGCUCUACAGACUCAGCUGAACAAUGUACAGUACAAAUUUGUAUCUAAGCUAUAACCUACUUUGUUUAGUCUUGCGCCAUGCUUAUUCACUGAACCAAUCAAUGAAACAAACCAUUAUUUCCUAUGUUCUAUAUUUUGCAUAUGUGCACCUAAUGCUUCAUUAUGUACAUGUAUGUACAUGAUUCAAAAGAACAGUUCAUAGCAAUAUUCAUGGGAUGCAUUAGCCAAAAUUGCUAUAAUCCUAAAUGUUCCACAAGAACAGUCUUCAGGAUUUCGAAGUUUCCAUUGAUUCAGGAAGGGCUUCUAUGGCUAAGUAUUUGUCCCCUGCUCCCCAAUUGACUCCUAAAUAUUAAUGAAUAUACAUUAUUUAUCAAUAUAAGUAAAAGAAGAUUAUUUUAUUUAUGAAAAGUGUUAAGAAUUUUGCAAAAAUCGGUCCUCAAACACUGUUCAGGAUUUAAGAUAACACCUGGAAUGUCAUAAAGAUGAAUUAUUAUUGGUCAGACAACCUACAUGAACCACUUUUUUGUCCUCUUUUGUCUCUUUUUAUUCCUUUAACUGUACCUUUGCUAGUUGGCAAACUACAUGUGUCAAUUUUACUACAGUGACAUUUGCAUCAUUUUUCCCAGUAGGAAUUUUGGACUUUGUUGUGGUAGUUCUUCAUUUUGUUGUUGAAUCAUUUAGAUUGUGAAAACUUCAAAAGUAAAAGUAAAAAAUAUGUAUGUGAAAUA
Messenger RNA from Archocentrus centrarchus (flier cichlid), 2964 nucleotides. Its product is annotated as leucine-rich repeat and immunoglobulin-like domain-containing nogo receptor-interacting protein 2. Gene Ontology annotation, cellular component: plasma membrane. Gene Ontology annotation, molecular function: protein binding. Bases 59 to 1900 code for a protein of 613 amino acids. NCBI's taxonomy places the organism in Eukaryota, Metazoa, Chordata, Actinopteri, Cichliformes, Cichlidae. The transcript is spliced from 2 exons. The record is from RefSeq and is a predicted model, not a curated record.